GGUAGUGUUUGUCUGGUAGUGUAAAGUCGUUCUAAACGAAACGUCAAAAACAAUGUAGGCAACAUAGAGACAGUAAAGUUCAAAAUUUCAGCCGUUUGAUUUGACAUUUGACUAAAGAAAACGAACAUCGAAGCGAAAAGCCAAACUCAAAUUUGUUCAUUUUACUCGCAAUGUUACUUUGUAAUAAAAAUGGAAUACCGUAGUACAAUUGAUCAGAGAUAUUCUAGUGAUGUGAGUAACCGUGAGCGCGAUAUACCGUCGUUUAUUGAGCCUCAGCCUCCUUUAAUUUUGAAUCCUUUUAUGCGUCCUCGUCCUCAGAAAGGUACGAAUUUGUUGGAGUUGUUUGAAGAGGAUGAUUCGGUAGAGGAGGAGGGUCCGGAAUUGGUGCAAGUGUACUUGAGACUGAAGCCGUCCAAUGUGCCUAGCAGAUUGUACGAGGUCCGGUCAGAUCAGUGCCUCGUCACCUCGGUGGAUACGGCGACCGCGGGUCAUGGCCGCCGCACGCAGCACAAUGUGUGCAAAAUGUACAGUUUCUCUCAUAUAUUUGGACCGGAUGCCAAUCAAAAAGAAAUUUUCGAGCAUGUAGUAAAAGGCAAUCUCCGCAAGCUUGUAGACGGGCACAGUUUCACCCUGCUCACAUAUGGAGCAUCAGGUUCCGGGAAGACGUACACACUCAUGGGUACCGUGAAAGCCCCAGGGCUGGUCCCACGGUCGCUAGAGUAUGUGUUCAAUGUGGUGGAGGCUGCACAGAUACCGCUGUAUCGGCCAGGGGAGAGCCAAGCUAACAAGCUUAGUUUAGCAGAGCAGGAGUAUGAACUACAGUGGGUUCGUAAACUAAGGCAUCUGUCAGCUCCACUACGCGAGAAAUACCGGCGCAUGAGUACGAGACUUGUCAAUGAUAUGAGUAGAAGCACUGUUGACCUCAGCAAAAGAACUAAGCAUUAUGUUUGGGUAUCAUUUGUGGAGAUCUACAACGAGGCCAUAUACGACUUGCUGGUGUCGACCGAUCGUACUGCGUCGUCUAAACUGCGUAUCCGGGAAGAUUCGUCUGGAAAUGUUUAUGUAAAGGGAGCAACCCAAGCCUUCGUCCGCACAGGCGAAGAAGCCUACGACGUGAUGGUCGCUGGGAAACACAACCUACAAGUACAUGCUACAGGCGUCCACGCACAGAGUUCUCGUAGCCACUGCAUAUUCACCAUAACCAUGCUCACUGAGACGGAAUCCGGCGUCCGAGCAUCCCACGUGCGCCUGUGCGACCUGGCCGGCAGCGAGCGAGCGCGACGCACUAACAACACCGGCGCUCGCAUGCAAGAGUCCCGUGCCAUCAACUCUUCCUUACACGUGUUGGAAAGAUGUUUACACACGCUGCGAAGAAAACAGACGAGCAAGCAGGACUUGGUUCCUUACAGGGAAUCGAAGCUGACCCGGCUGCUGGGCGCGGGGCUGUCGGGCGCGCGCGGCGAGGCGGUGAGCAUGGUGGUGACGCUGCACCCGGCGCCGGAGUACGCGCACGAGACGCGCCACGUGCUGCAGCUGGCCGCCGUCGCCAGGGACAUACAGGUGAACAACACGAUAGCGGAAUCAAUAUCUACAUUAGAGAACAGUAGUUCUACGAUACAAGACACCACGAUAUCGAGCAGCGCGGAGGUCACCAGACUCAGAGCUGAAAACGAGAGGCUACAUUAUGAACUAGUGCAAGCUGAGUCACUUAACCGAAAGUUAAUGCAAGAUAUGGCCGAGCAACAACAAGAGAACGCAGUCACAGUUAAAGAACUAGUAGAUGAAGCCCGUGAUAUCACUCAGCAGUACUACAAGUCGCAGCUCCGGAGUCUCGAGGAGCGGCAUGAGGCUGAGAUGGCUGAGCUUCGAGAGGAAUACGAAGCCAGGCUGCCCAAGAAUGUCGUCGCAGAAGAAGGGACCCCGUCGCGAGCUUUACAAAAUAAGGUCAUGCAACUUAUGAAGCAAAUAGCAUUAUUGGAGGAAGAAUUAAACGCAGAGCGCCUAGCGCGGGCGCGGAUGAAGGAAGAGCUGCUGCAUCUGAGGGCCUGCAUCGAAGAGAGAGACGAGAAAGCUUCAGAUAGCCAAGACGACGCGAUACAGCUGACAGACAGUGAAGACGACAGCGACCAAGAGGACGAUCUUUGCAACGAUAGCCUCGAACCUACUUUCAAGAAAGAAGAUAUCAACCGCUCAAGACUCAUGCGUCGAAGCUCACUCUUUAACACCAGAAACACUACCUUCGAUAACUUAGACAGACACGACCGGCUCAAAGACGAAAGUAUGGCAGACGCUACGUACGAGAUUAGUAAGAAGGAUACUACCAUAACUGAAGCUGAUGAAACAUAUGACGCGUCUAAUGAUACAUAUAAUCAAUCCAUGGAUUGCCCGGCUACAGUCAAAAAGGCUGAAGAGACAAAAGAUAAUUCAAAAGUUGAAAAACCCAGUGCUAGAGAUACUUAUUUUGUUAGUUAUUCUAGUGUAAGUUUAAAUGAGAAACAAGAUUCAGUUCAAGACUCGGGACACAUAGCAGAUAUAAGUGUUUCUUUGCGAGAUGACGAUGAUCUGAAAGAUUUUAGUAUCAUUGGUAAUGUAGUAAAACCAAGUAAAACUAUUGAAACGCAGAUCGAUAAAAUUAAAAAGUUUGCAAUAAGCACAGUUUCUACUGACAGCUCCCUUACGCAAUUUGAACUAUUAGAAAUGGAAAUUAACAAUAAAACUGCAUUCAAAUAUUAUGAUGACGGGACUGCCAAGAAAUCUAUAAGCAUGAGUCCAGGAAAAAAGGUUAGGAAGCCUUAUUUUGACGACGAACAACCGAUCCCAAAUCAAAUAUCCAAUCCAGAUUUAAUAAAAAAACAGGAUGUUUUAAGGUCUCCAUCCAUAGUCCAGGAUGAAAUUCCAGAUAACUAUAAACCGACUACUAUCAACAAAAUUAUGCGCGAGAGUAUCACAGUGACCACUGAAGUGCCUCCUUUAUAUAAAAAUAAGAUAUUAAAGAAAAUGCAUGAUUCUAUAGAUCCAUUUGAAGAUGCCGAUUCGCCGCGCUUAAUUAAAGACGUACUGAAGAGCGCGGAGGAGGCACGAAAAUGUAUUGAAACAGUUUCCCUGGAUAAUAAAGAAAAAUAUUCAAAUGUAGAAGCUGUUCAAAAUGUAGCAGAAAUUAUGGAACAUUUACAUGAAAAUAAAAUAUCCAAGAAGGUCAGCGUGCAUGAGGCACGAAAGUCAGUUAAAAAAGUUUGCAUGGAAAACAAAGAAAACGUUUCACAAGCAAUUAAGGAAGAUGUUCGAAAUGAAAUUGAAUCAGAAAUGAUUACAGAAACUGUUGAAAAAGAACUUGGCAAUGAAAGUAUAAUUCAUGAUCCUCCGGCUAAUAAAGAAGAUAAGAACACAAAGGAAGAGAAUUUAGAUGCCCACUUGACUGCAGAUGAAAUUAAAUCUACUGAAAAUACUGCCGCCAUGGAUGUAAAGGAUGAUAUUUUAACCAAAGUUAAACAAAAAGAAUAUAUCGUAGAAAAUGAUGAAAGCGUCAAUAAUGAUACCACAAAGGAAAUAAAAUCUGAAGAACAACCACAUGAGAUCACUUCACUAAAUGAUAAUACCAUUUCAAGUCAAACAGUAGCAGCGGAUAACAACACAAUUGACGCUUUCGAGAAUAUUUACAAAGAUAUAACAAUGCCAAGAGCAACUGAAUUUGAUAUUCUAAUUUCCGAAAAAUCUUUAGAUACUACGAAUAAAAUCGAAGAAAUCUUUGAAAAUAAUGAUAAUAACAACGCAAAAGUUAAAGAUGUUGUUAAUAACGACAAUGACCCUGAAAUUAACCAAGAAAAUAAGGAAACAACUAAAGAUGUUAACGACAAUAAUAAUCAUGGAAUUAAACAAGAAAAACCCGAAGAGCCUGAAACUAAGAUUAAAUACAACCUCCGCCACAAAAUUCAAGAUACAAGUAAAACAGACAAUGAAAUAAUUGAACACGUAGAAAAAUGCGCUCCAAGGACUGCUAAGAAAUCUCUACGAUUGAGAAGAAAGAAUAAAAUCGAUGAACCUGUUGAAGAUGAAGUUAAGUUAAAGGAUAUAGUGAAUUUACAGAAGGAGUUUUCGGAUGUAACUAUGGGGGUGCCCGUGGCGGUGAAGGUGGUGACAGAUAUUCCUUCGCCGGAGCAAAGUGAGAGCGAGAAUCAGCCGCCGUUGAUGGGAGUUCAGAGCUGUCCGUCUAAAAGCGUGACCCGCAGCCGCCGCAAGCUGUUCACUCCUCGAGCCGAGCCGCUGUCCGAGUCCCCGCCGCCCGGCGACAGCGCCGAGCGCGUGCGCGUCCCCCGCCCCAGCUACCACCGGCCCCGCCCCCGGCGCCGGCUCAACUGACCGCUGCCACCAUACGAGAGCCGAGCCCCGCCGCCCGGCGACAGCGCCGAGCUCGUGCGCGUCCCCCGCCCCAGCUACCACCGGCCCCGCCCCCGGCGCCGGCUCAACUGACCGCUGCCACCAUA
Cydia pomonella (codling moth) is the source of this 4481-nucleotide messenger RNA. Its product is annotated as kinesin-like protein KIF20B. Gene Ontology annotation, molecular function: ATP hydrolysis activity; microtubule binding; ATP binding. The transcript has 14 exons. Lineage: Eukaryota; Metazoa; Arthropoda; Insecta; Lepidoptera; Tortricidae. The record is from RefSeq and is a predicted model, not a curated record. Gene Ontology annotation, cellular component: microtubule; kinesin complex; nucleus. Bases 190 to 4356 code for a protein of 1388 amino acids. Gene Ontology annotation, biological process: microtubule-based movement.